Molecule: messenger RNA, 1289 nt
Organism: Rubroshorea leprosula
Lineage: Eukaryota; Viridiplantae; Streptophyta; Magnoliopsida; Malvales; Dipterocarpaceae
Source: the annotation of a GenBank genome assembly
AUCAUUUUUUAUAGUGAUUGGAAUCCCCAAAUGGAUCAACAGGCAGAAGGUCAGGCCCAUCGUAUAGGACAGAAAAAGGAAGUCAGGGUUUUUGUACUGGUUAGUGUGGGAUCAAUUGAAGAGGUAAUUUUAGAGCGUGCAAAGCAGAAGAUGGGUAUUGAUGCCAAGGUCAUCCAAGCUGGACUUUUCAAUACAACUUCUACAACUCAAGAUAGAAAAGAGAUGUUGGAGGAAAUCAUGCGUAGAGGAACAAGGUCAUUGGGAACUGAUGUACCAAGUGAGAGAGAGAUCAACCGACUUGCAGCCCGAACUGAUGAGGAGUUCUGGAUGUUUGAGCAAAUGGAUGAGGAGAGGAGAGUAAAGGAGAACUACAGAUCCCGUCUAAUGGAAGAACAUGAGGUACCUGAGUGGGUAUAUUUCGCACUUAAUGCUAAGGAAGACAAGGGCAAACAUUUUGACAGCAAUAAUGGUGACUUGGGGAAGCGGAAAAGAAAGGAAGUGGUUUAUUCUGACACAUUAAGUGAUUUACAGUGGAUGAAGGCUGUGGAAAAUGGAGAAGACAUGGCAAAGUUAUCAAGUAAAAGGAAGGGGAGGGACCAUCUUUCCCCUGAGGGCAAUGAACUGGCUGCUAAUAACUUAGGAGCAGAGAAAAAGCUUAGUGAAUUAAGGAAUGAGAAUGUACCUGCUGCAAGUGAAGGAACAAGUGAAGAAACCUCUGGUUCGGCACGAAAGAGAUUCAAGUCUCAUGGGGGAAUCAUAGAGAAAUCACCUAAGAUACUCAUUUCUGAUGUGGGCAUGCCUGAGACACCCAAACAUCAAGGUGUAGCAAAGGCUGAAGAUUCAACAAGCUCCUGGAAGGGGCAAAUAAUUACAUGGAAUACCCAUAAGAAGAAGAGAUCAUCAAACUAUUCUUUUCCGAGUUCUUCAUCAGAUUCAAGAGGGCAGCAUUCCAAUGGGAGAGGGAAUGGCUUGAUGUAAAUGUUUCAUAAAAAAAAAAAAAAAAACCGAUUAACAGCCCAACACUUGCUUAAUACCUGGCUUCUUUCUGCACAGGAUGCCAGAUGAUCUCUUGAGCUAUAGUUCCAUAUGUUCUGGUAUCUUGUAACAUGCCUUCUACGCAUUUCUGUAGCAAUCUUAUCCUUUUUGGAAUUUGACAUUUUUCAUUCUUUUCUGUUAGAACUUAAUGACCAAUGCAGUCUAACCCGUUUGUAGAUGACUGCUAUGAUACUUGCAGUGUCUUACGUUUAAGGAAUGUUUAAAGCAAUGUAGAAUUCGUAUUCUAAGAUUCU